Symbiodinium natans is the source of this 408-nucleotide messenger RNA. The record is from the annotation of a GenBank genome assembly. Lineage: Eukaryota; Dinophyceae; Suessiales; Symbiodiniaceae.
AUGACACUGCUUUCUUUGCACGGAACAGUCUUUCGUGGAAGUCCUUGGAUUAUGUCGGCUGAGGUAUUGCUUAGCAGCACGCUAAUUGGCUUAUCCACAGGCGGGCAGCCGCUGUCACGCAGCUUCACACAACGUGUGCCCAUGUGUCCUUUUUGUGAAGGUUUUGCUGUGGUGCUGUUCGAAGAAGUCAUCACGACUCUUGAGGAGCCUCUUGCUUUGAGAUGUAGAUCAGUAGAUCAAAAAAUGCUGAACAAAGAAGUUCGACACUUGGAAAGGAGCUCCGUGAGGAACUUCCACAACCGGUUCUUGCUCCGAUCUUCGGCACCUUGGACUCCGAAGAUCCCGAAAGUGAUCCCCAAAGAGAAGGCACCCCACGUUUUUGGCUUGGUUUGCGAAGUUUCAGUUUAA